Pseudo-nitzschia multistriata is the source of this 2117-nucleotide messenger RNA. NCBI's taxonomy places the organism in Eukaryota, Bacillariophyta, Bacillariophyceae, Bacillariales, Bacillariaceae. The record is from the annotation of a GenBank genome assembly.
GAUCGAAAGCUAUUUCAACGAUCCUCCCCCCGAAUUGUGAUACACGUGUUAAAAUCAUUCAAAAGACAAGGAGUCGAAACUCAACGGCUAUCUCAAAAUGAUAAUCCCAAAAUAAUCAUCAUGGUGUUCCCGAUUUUUCAUAUCGUACAGUAUGAUACUCUACGGUACGUACGUAGCUGAUAUUUCUGCUGGUUUUGAAGUUUUGUGACCCUACGGACCUGAACAGUACGUACGGUAGGAUUGAGGUGAAACUAAACCUGAGCAAGGCACGGUCCGACGAGAGUGAAGCGGAGGACACAACAUAUGCAUAACCUUCUUGUCAACUUCGAAGUAAAGACGAGAUUUUUUAACUGAUCAAGCAAAAUGGCGUUGCAAGACGCAGUGAAGGAUUACCUUCCCGAUUGGCCAGAAUGGUGAGUGCUGUAGGAAAUGCAUUCUUUCUUUCGAUUUUACCGCCUGCUAGUUCCUAGCAGACUUUUUGAAUGCGAGAAUGAUUUGAAGGGAUCAAUCCUGCUAGAUUUUAUGUUGCUUUGAAGAUAUUUUGAGUUUAAAAUCCUCUCCCCUCAUCAAAUUUUGGUGACCUGUGCUUUUCCUGGUUCAUAGGGCACUGGACGUACUCUUGGUGAUGGCCGCACUGCUAACAGUCACUAUUGUGAUUACGCAGUAUUUGUACACAUCUCCGGAGGAAAAAGAAGAAACAUCGACAAAUGAUGUUACAUCUCAUGCUGAUUUGAAAAAGAAAUUUGACGGGUUCCGUCGAAAGUACAUUAUCGUGUACCUAGUUAUCAUGUUGGCCGAUUGGAUGCAAGGAACGCACAUGUACACCUUGUACCUAUCUUACAAUGUGAACGUGUCGGCACUUUUCAUAACAGGAUUUUUGAGUGGCGCAAUAUUUGCUCCAUUUUUGGGAAGCUUUGUAGAUAAAUUCGGGCGUAAAAAAUCUUGCAUCGUUUAUUGCGUUUUGGAAGUUAUCAUCAACACCCUUGAACACUCGCACGAUUUUGGCAUCCUUUUGUUUGGCCGUGUUCUGGGUGGAAUUUCCACCAACUUGCUGUUUUCGGCCUUUGAAUCUUGGAUGACAACAGAACACAGGAAGAGUGGAUUUCCUGAGGAAUGGAUGUCAAAGACCUAUGCAGAUCAAUCCAUCGGAAAUGGUACCAUGGCCAUUUUGGCUGGAAUUGUCGCUCAAGUAUUGGAGGACAAUCUAGGACAAAUCGGACCCUUCCAGGGUGCUAUUGCUCUUACCGUGCUAGCGUUGAUCUUGGUACUUCCAUGGGAAGAAAAUUACGGCGAGGAAGAAAGUGAUAAUGAUCACAGUCUGUAUCAUCAAUUUAAAUUGGGAUGGGGAGCGACUCUCUCAGAUUCGCGUAUCUGGAGAAUUGGUUUGACCCAAGCACUCAGCGAAGGUGGAAUGUAUACUUUUGUGUUCAUGUGGGUACCCACUCUUCUAUCUAUGAAUCCGCCUGGUGGAUUACCAACGGGUUGCGUCUUUGCGGCGAUGAUGAUGGCUAUCACAAUCGGGGGUAUGGUCUAUCCUCCAUUGCAAUCAAUUAUGUCUAACUUUUCACCAAAAGGAAAGGCACCUGAACUCUGCGCGACUUUUGUUUACCUAGUGGCUUCAGCCAGCACAGCGGUUCCGGCCUUCAUCUUGUCUCAAGGUGCAUCGGAUGUCGCAGGAGCACUUACCAUUGUGAUCUCUGCAUUCAUGGUAACAGAAGCCACUGUCGGUUUGUUUAUGCCCGUGGCCGGAACUCUCCGAUCGAAGUAUGUCCCUGACGCCUUGCAAGGUGCCAUCCUUAACAUUUUCCGGCUUCCUUUGAAUGCUGUGGUUGUUGCAGGAACCCACGCAACAGAUCAUUUGGAUCCAAAUAUUUGCUUUCAGCUUGUUAGUGCUCUUUUCUUGGGAGCUGCUUUGCUGCAAGGGACAUUUUUGUUUGGGGGAUCGUCCACAAGUACUACCAGUAGCAAGAAGAACGAUUAGCUUUUCGUGCAAGUAUAAUCGUAAUUGAUCUAAAUUACUCCGUGUGUCAUGUAUGUUCAUUGAAGUACGCAUUCUAUUGCUUUUUAAGUCUGCCUUAGUUUCAUAUCUGAGCCCAAACUAAACAGAUGAAUUCGAA